Messenger RNA from Pteropus alecto (black flying fox), 1888 nucleotides. It is a transcript of the gene F3, whose product is annotated as coagulation factor III, tissue factor. The record is from RefSeq and is a predicted model, not a curated record. The transcript has 6 exons. The coding region runs from base 155 to 1033 and encodes 292 amino acids. Gene Ontology annotation, biological process: blood coagulation. Gene Ontology annotation, molecular function: protein binding. Gene Ontology annotation, cellular component: membrane. Lineage: Eukaryota; Metazoa; Chordata; Mammalia; Chiroptera; Pteropodidae.
UUUAUAGCGCGCCCCGAGACUCGGUGCUCCCCCAGACGCGAGCUCCCGGCGCCCCGUCCCGCUCCCUCCUGCCGUCCUGGGGCGCCUUCAGCCCGACCGCUACAGCCUCCAGCGUGCAACGGCAUUCUCCUGACUUCGCCGCCAGAUCAGGGACAUGGCGACCCCCACCUGGCCCUGGGUGCCCUACCCCGAAGCUGCUGUCUCUCGGACAAUCCUCUUCGGCUGGGUCCUCGUUCAGUUGGCCGGAGCCUCAGGCACUACAGGUGUCGUGGUAGCAUAUAAUUUAACUUGGAAAUCAACUAAUUUCAAGACAAUUUUGGAGUGGGAACCCAAACCCAUCAAUCAUGGCUACACUGUUCAGAUAAGCCAUAGGUUAGGAAAUUGGAAAAGCAAAUGCUUCUCCACAACAGAGACAGAGUGUGACCUCACUGAUGAAAUUGUGAAGGACGUGAAGCAGACAUACUUGGCGCGAGUCCUUUCCCAGCUGGCAAAUGCCACCAGUUCUGCUGCGGAGCCUGUGUUUACAAACUCCCCAGAGUUCACGCCUUACUUAGAGACAAACCUCGGACAACCAACAAUUAAGAGUUUCGAACAAGUUGGAACAAAACUGAAUGUGACCGUACAUGAUGCGCGUACUUUAGUCAGAAAGAAUGGCACAUUCCUCAGCCUCCGGGAUGUUUUCGGCAAGGACUUAACUUAUAUACUUUAUUAUUGGAAAGCUUCAAGCACAGGAAAGAAAACAGCCAAGACAAACACUAAUGAGUUUUUGGUUGACGUGGAUAAAGGGGAAAACUACUGUUUCAGCGUUCAAGCAGUGAUUCCAUCACGAAAUGCUAACCAGAAGAGUCCCGAAAGUCCCAUUAAGUGCACUACCCACGAGAGAGGUGUAUUCAGAGAUAUGUUCUUCAUCAUCGGGGUAGUGGUGUUCCUGGUCAUCAUCUUCAUCAUCGUCCUGUCUUUGUCUCUGUACAAGUGCAAGAAGACCAGAGCAAGGCGGAGCAGAAAGGAGACCUCCCCCCUCAAUGUUGCAUAAAGCAUGCACCGUUGGAGCUGCCAGCUGCUGCAGAGUUUAUAUUGCACUGUGACCAAUAACUUUUAAGAGAAUAGACUAUAUGGAAACACAAAUGAGUACUUUGAAGCAUGAAGACCAGUGGGCUCAAAAAAAGUUCAUUAUCUGACCUGUUCUCACGAUUAGCCCUCCAGUUUCGAUAUCAGCAUUAGUCAUUUUGGAAUGUAAUGAGUGGUACGACCAAUUUUAAGUUGUUUUUUUUUUAUUUCUUUUUUAACACUAUGGCAUCUCUUGCACAUAGACUGUAUGUUCUAUACUCAAGGUGAAACCAGGUCCUCCAAGCAAAAACAAAUCAACAAAUGCCUUAAGAAAUCCUGGGUGGACUUUUGGAGGACUUUCAAGAGGCUGACUUCAAAUCCUGUGGGAGAGUAAAAUGGAAAUUGGGUGGACUUUCUAACAUAUGUCUAUCUUUUUGUAAUAUGGUGUUUUGGCUCUGCUUUUUUUUUAAGAGUUCUUUUGGAGGUUCAAAACAAUUGGCAGACUUUCCUAUGAAUGUGUUAAAUGCAGAAGACCUCUAUUUUGGGCAUGUUCCUAACAUGCAUCAUAAUUAAGCACUUUAACUGACUUAAAUGCUGUUGAUUAAACACUUGACAGCUAAGUAUAUUUUUAUAAGACUACUAUACAAACAUACUACAUAGAGUUUAUGACUUAAGGUACUUCAAGCUUAUGUUGUCAACAUUGUACAUAUACAUAUAAUUUUUAAAAAGUUUUAUACAUGGGGAUUUUCUAUUUAUAGAGGUAAUAUUGUUCUGUUUGUAUAUAUUGAGAUAAUUUAUUUAAUAUACUUUUCUAUAAAUAAAGGUGACUGGGAAUUGUGAC